Sebastes umbrosus (honeycomb rockfish) is the source of this 3615-nucleotide messenger RNA. RefSeq names its product presenilin 1 (gene psen1). Gene Ontology annotation, cellular component: mitochondrial inner membrane; Z disc; apical plasma membrane. The transcript has 11 exons. The record is from RefSeq and is a predicted model, not a curated record. Gene Ontology annotation, molecular function: beta-catenin binding; aspartic endopeptidase activity, intramembrane cleaving; cadherin binding. Bases 217 to 1698 code for a protein of 493 amino acids. NCBI's taxonomy places the organism in Eukaryota, Metazoa, Chordata, Actinopteri, Perciformes, Sebastidae. Gene Ontology annotation, biological process: membrane protein ectodomain proteolysis; amyloid precursor protein catabolic process; amyloid-beta metabolic process.
GCGAGAGAGAGAGCAGGAAGUAGUUUCCAGCAGCGGCCGGAUGUUCAGUGUGAAGACAGGAACAACAAAGAAGAAGAGAAAGCGCCCGGGUUUUAAACCUACUCGAGAUCACCUGAACAAACCUGAACACACAGACAUCAAGGAGCUUCACUGUUCCUCACAGUAGGGCAAAAGAAUUUGGUUUGCAUGUGAGGACAAGUGUCUGCCGAGCCAACCAUGGCGAACAAUGCAGAGGAUAUCGAAAACAAUAUGGACCAACAGGAGACCAACGUGGCCUCUGAACCCUCCCAGCAGCCCCAGGAGGCUGCGGUGACCAGAUCACGGUCCAGGGGAGGCUCAGGAGCUGGAGGAGGAGGAGGAGGAGGAGCAGGUGAUGGUGGAGGUGGAGGUGGAGGUGGAGGAGGUGGAGGAAACGGUAGUGGACCAGAGCAGAAUGGACAGCCCCCCGCUGCUCGUCCUCCACGCGUGGUGGAGACCGAGGAGGACGAGGACGAAGAGUUGACCUUGAAAUACGGGGCCAAGCACGUCAUCAUGCUGUUCGUUCCCGUGACCCUCUGCAUGGUGGUUGUCGUGGCAACCAUAAAGUCCGUCAGCUUCUACACCCAGAACGACGGGCAGACAUUGCUCUACACCCCGUUCCCUGAAGACACAGAGACAGUAGGACAGAGAGCGCUCAACUCCAUCCUGAACGCCACCAUCAUGAUCACUGUGAUCAUCGUCAUGACUCUGGUGCUGGUGCUGUUAUACAAGUACCGCUGCUACAAGGUGAUUCAAGGCUGGCUCUUCCUCUCCUCCCUCCUCCUGCUCUUCUUCUUCUCCUACAUCUACCUCAAAGAGGUUUUCAAGACCUACAAUGUGGCCAUGGACUAUUUCACCCUGGUGAUAAUCAUUUGGAACUUCGGAGUGGUGGGCAUGAUGUGUAUUCACUGGAAAGGGCCGCUGCGGCUCCAGCAGGCCUACCUCAUCAUGAUCAGCGCCCUCAUGGCCCUGGUUUUCAUCAAGUACCUGCCAGAGUGGACCGCCUGGCUCAUAUUAGCCGUCAUAUCUGUCUACGAUCUGUUAGCGGUGCUCUGUCCCAAAGGACCUCUGAGGAUCCUGGUGGAGACGGCUCAGGAGAGGAACGAGCCCAUCUUUCCAGCUCUCAUCUACUCCUCUACAAUGGUGUGGCUCGUCAAUAUGGCCGACACUGAGUGGCCUAAAAGGAACUCGACAGAAGCGGCGUCGCCUCAACCAGAGGCUCCUCCAGAAGCCGUGGCGUCCCCGGCUCCCUCCGGUCUGUCGCAGGACGACGGCGGCUUCAACUCUACCUGGGUCAACCAGCAAGAGAACCAGCUGGGGGAGCUCCAGUCCACCGAUCAGACCAGACGGGAGAUCCAGGAUAUGCCCUCCGCUCGCCCUCCCGUUGACGACGACGAUGAGGAGAGGGGCGUCAAGCUGGGGCUCGGAGACUUCAUCUUCUACAGCAUGCUGGUGGGAAAGGCCUCGGCCACAGCCAGCGGCGACUGGAACACCACGCUCGCCUGCUUCGUAGCCAUCCUCAUUGGCUUGUGUCUGACUCUGCUCCUCCUCGCCAUCUUCAAGAAAGCGCUCCCCGCUCUUCCCAUCUCCAUUUUUUUCGGCCUAGUCUUCUACUUCGCCACAGACAACUUGGUGCAGCCCUUCAUGGACAGGCUGGCGCUACACCAGUUCUACAUUUAGCAGGACGCUGCCCUGAUAACCCUCACCCACAUAGCCCUCCGGCCAACAACACGAGCGCGGUCCCCUUCACAGCCGGGGGAACAAAGGGCGACGCAGGGGCCCCUCCCGUCCCCGCAUCCCCUCCUAAGAACUCAUGAUGACGGGACACAAGUUGUUUUUUGUUCUGCCUUUCUUUCCGGCGCCAAGGGGGGGUAUUCCCCACGAAGGCUGUUCUUAGAUAUUUUUUAUUUCACUUUUAAACCAAGAAGUGACAUUUUCUCGCUCGACUUGGGAUCUCAUCUUCAAACCCGCCGAUCACCGGUCUCAGGCUCAGUCCAAACUAAGAGAAGUUGGUGGUAAUAUUUUACCUUUUUAUUUAUCCAGGGAAGCUUCACAAGAGCUUGUCUGCUUCCACUCAUAUCUGGGAGCUGCCCAGUACACCCACAGUCCUCUACAACUGGGGCUUUACAGAAGGUGCCUUGCUCAGGGACACCUCGGUGGUAGCUGUUGAGCAGAAGGGAGACAGUUUCAUUAAAUCUCCCUUCAAAGACUUUAAAUCAUCUUCAUUUCUACGACUUCUGAGCCGCCACCGCCCCCCGAAACUAAACCCACGAUUUCAAAAGCCUUCAUCAAACUAAUGGACACUCUGAUGAUAUUGAUAAUAGAUGUGUAGUUUGAUUGUGUAUGAGCUGUCAGUCACCAGACGUGCUUUCCUCACCGCUGUUAAGAAUGGUUAAGUUCCCACUUUAGACACACCAGAACCAAAAGCUCUGAAGCCGGAGAGCGAUUCACACCCCGAAAGAUUUACACCGAACAUGUUUUGAGCUUGUGAAUCUUUCUCAUGGGAAAAAAAGUGGAUGAAUUUAUUUUCUCUAGAAUUAAGAUAUGAGUAUAAUUAUGACACUGACUCAGCAGAGAGAUUUCACCACGUUUCCUGCCCUUAAUUUUUACGUCAAAUCACAUUUGAAGUCGCAGCCUGCAGAGGGAGGAAAGUUCACACACUGACACACUCACACCUGAGACUUGCCUGCCAUGUCAGUCACGUGCUGUCGGCCACUGAGCAGUUCUGCUGGAGCAGUCGGAGGUUCAGUGCCUUGCUCAAGGGCAUUUCAGUAGUAGUUGUUGUUAUUGUUCUUGUAAUUGUGGGACAGAAAUGUGCUUUUCAUUCUCUUCCCUGACUGAUUAGUUUUUGUUUUUUUUUCAACCUGUCCAGGGAUUGUAACCUCUGAUCAUCUGGUCACAAACUCUGAACCUUUAGGCUAUAGCUGCCCUCAUGAUGCUCGCCUGGUGCUGUCUGGAACUAUGCUACAUCAAACACUAUACACAGAUACCCGUCGUGUUUUUUUCAAGAUAUGCGGACGAGAAACUUUGUACUUUUUGAAUCAUGAGGGUAAAUGUUAACGGGGUUCCUACACAGAUCAGGAAAAUCUGAGAAUAAUGUGAAAACAAACAAAACAUUUGACAGGAAUUCUGUCCGUGUUUUGAGGGAGAAACAGUCCUGAAUGAGGGAGUUGUAGAUGUAGUUUGAUUUGAUACUUGAAUUUGUGAACAUUUUUGGAAAACAAUCUCCAGUUAUCAAGCAUUAUUUGCGUAAUUUUAAUCAAGUUAAAAACAAACCAAAAAGUUUAAAUCAUGGUUAAAAAAAGUAAAUAAAUGAACCCAAACUCUGUGGCUCCUCAUAUACGAGAUAAUGCAGAAUGACGGAGGAGGACGAGCUGCACUGAUUUGUCUUUUGUUGUUGCACUCGAGUUUGCAGAGAAGAAAACCUAGAGGGAACAAUAUUGUGAUAUUUGUCCUGAAACCUUUUUUUUCUUCCCUUUUUGUUUUUAGGGAAUAUGUUGGGUGACUGGCUUUUUUUCUGUCCUUCACAUGCAUAUGUGUGUUAUGCAAGGUUAUUAAAUUCAGAUUUUGUUUUUUAAUAAAUAAUUAAACUUAAAA